UUUAUUAUAUCUUCUUCUGAUAACAAAGAAAAAAAUAACUCAUUUUGAUUCCUUUCCAGGUAGAUAAUUCAGUUUCUGCUCUCUAGCCAAAGGCAGAACUUCCAUUCUUUUGGGGAGAUUCAACAAUGGCGUUUGUCGCAAUCCAAAGGCCUAAUUUUGUCAAUCUUUCCAGCCAUGGAAUUAGCUGCAGCAGCAACAAAACAACAUUUGCCCCCUGCAGAUUGGCCAUGAAAACCAAGUCUUUGCUACAAACACCUGAACAAAUCAAACCUAUUUUAAAGGAGCCACUAAAGUUCACAAUUUCCCCAUCUGAAACCGCAAGUUCAGGUGUUCUAAGGUUCGAUAGGCUACAGACACCAAAUGAAGAAUUGGUCCAAAAGAGUGGAUAUGAUUUCGGUCGCUUUGUCACACGAGAAGCAAUUGUGGAUGAAGAGUAUUGGACUGCAGCUUGGCUAAGAGCAGAAACUCAUUGGGAAGAUAAGACAAAUGGAAGAUAUGUUAACAGCUGCAAGAAGAAAUUCGCAGAGCAGGAAUUUAAUGCAUUGAAAAGGAGACAAAAGGGGUCUAAAUCUUCCUGCAUUGUAGCUGUUAAGAAGAGUGAAGGAAAUGUUAAACAAAGUGUUUUGAAGAGUGUUGUAGGAACCUUAGACUUGAACAUCCGUUCCUUGUUGCCUGGAGAAACCUUCCCCGGGGAACGAGAAGCUUCUGUUUUCUGCAACAUGAAUAACGGCAUUCAAUAUGGUUAUAUUGCAAACGUAUGUGUAGCCAAAUCAGCUCGUCGCCAGGGUAUUGCUAGCAACAUGGUUCCUUUUGCAGUUCAACUUGCUAGAGAAAAUGGUACCAUUCAACAAGUAUACAUGCAUGUGCAUAGAAAAAACCAACCUGCUCGUGAUCUUUAUGAAAAGAUGGGUUUCAAGGUAGUUGAAAUGGCGACAUCUCAAUUGGAGAAAGAGCAAACUUACUUGCUUUGCUUGCAGUUAUAGACAUCAUCUGAUAGGAAUAUAUAUAUGUAGUCCAUGUAUAGAAGAAAUUCAAACAGUUCAUCAUGAACGAAAUCAAUAGCCUAUUCAGAGUGUAUAUACUAAAGGUAAACAAGUAUAAAGAUGUGAAGAUGCUGCAAAACAGGUGUAGAGUUUUUCUCACAAAGAAAUAGUUCAAGAAUAAUUAAUGACAUUCAUUCAUUC
This is a messenger RNA of Impatiens glandulifera, 1184 nucleotides long. RefSeq lists its product as uncharacterized. The transcript has 9 exons. Gene Ontology annotation, molecular function: acyltransferase activity, transferring groups other than amino-acyl groups. The record is from RefSeq and is a predicted model, not a curated record. Bases 126 to 983 code for a protein of 285 amino acids. Lineage: Eukaryota; Viridiplantae; Streptophyta; Magnoliopsida; Ericales; Balsaminaceae.